This is a messenger RNA of Symbiodinium necroappetens, 756 nucleotides long. NCBI's taxonomy places the organism in Eukaryota, Dinophyceae, Suessiales, Symbiodiniaceae. The record is from the annotation of a GenBank genome assembly.
AUGAAAUUCAAUCGAUCCCUCGAGAGCACAGCAGUUCUGAAGGAGUUGUUCCAGAUGUACAAGGAUUCCGGGUAUGACUGGAUGCAAUCGGACCUUGUGCUUCAAGCAAAGCGCUCGCAGCAAACUGCGGUCACCGGGGCUCGUUCCUAUGCUAGCUUCAAGAGCCUGGUUGAGAAGCACGGGGAAAACAAGGCAAAAAUGCUGAGAUCCGAAAAAUAUGCCUUGCAAUGCAACGGCAGCUACUUGCCGGACGUGCCAUGGCAUAUGGCCCACCCAGACUUUAUGGCCGACGAGGAGGAGGAGCUCUUCUUGGUGUUUGACUCCGCCAAAGUCGAGAACUCCAAAACCGAUGAGCAAAGCCACAGAUUCCAGUCCGACAUGCAGUUGAGUGGCGAUGAUCAUGCAGCUCAGCUUUCGUUAACGUGCUUCGUCAUUCCUAGACCUAGGCCAGCGCUGAUGAACCAGAUGCCGGAUCCCAUCGGUGCCGCCAGUAGCGGGCUGCCUGGGUUCACCAACAAUGCAUUGCAUGCAGGUGAAGUUCGUGAGAAUAAUCCGAAUAAGAACAAGCCAAAGAACCCCAAUCAGGCCAAGAAAGCCACUAGCUUCCAACAAAAGGGUCAGGCGAAAAUCAAGGAAUCGGGUGGCUUGCUUACCGAUGCCAAAACGUGGCUCCACAAAGUGGAUGAAGAAAGCAAGAAAUCGCCCGCUGAGGCAACUGUGCAGCUUUGCUGGAAUAAUUAUUACAUGUCAGCCUAG